Molecule: messenger RNA, 961 nt
Organism: Neodiprion fabricii
Lineage: Eukaryota; Metazoa; Arthropoda; Insecta; Hymenoptera; Diprionidae
Product: cytochrome b5-like
Exons: 4
Coding region: 81-443 (120 amino acids)
Cellular component (GO): intracellular membrane-bounded organelle; membrane
Molecular function (GO): heme binding
Source: RefSeq, a predicted model, not a curated record
AAUAUGUCUAGAUAAAAGGAUAGCUCGACUUUCGGAUAAAGGCAGUACCGCGUUUCUCGUUGCGCGAAUAAUUCGCUCCGAUGACGGAACCCAUGAGCAAAUACUCCCUCGAGGAGGUGUCAAAGAAUGACGGAACCAACGGAGCAAGAGUUUGGAUAAUAAUCAACGACGAUGUACUCGAUGUUACAAAUAAUCUAGACGAGCAUCCUGGCGGUAGAGAUUCUAUAUUGGAAUACGCGGGUCAAGAUGCGACGAAAGCUUUCAACGACGUCGGUCAUUCCGGAGAUGCGCGGAGCUAUUUGAAAGGUGCAAAAAUUGGCGAAUUAAUCGAGGAAGACAAAUUGGCUAACAGAAAGAAAAAGAACCAAUCCGCUGAAAGUUCAACGAAAACUGCGUCUCACAGGAGUGUUUUGUCGAUAAUAUCUUGUGGAUUAUGCGGGUAAUCCGGGAUGCUGAGAAAAAAAGGCAGAUGCUGGUUGCUGCUGUGCUGUUUUUGGUUUAACAUUAACAUAAGCUAUACAUAAAUAACGAUAGUAUUAACAAUAAUAAUAAUAAUGAUAAUAACGACGACGAUGACAAUGAUAAUAACGGGCACUAUCCGCAUAUGUAUAAUGUAUAAUCAAAUUAUUUUUGAAUUAUCAUUAUUUGAUAUUCAUCGUCGAUAUUUAAGAGGUUAAAGCAACGGUAAAACGGCCAUGGUAAUCCGUGAAUGGAACGAAACAUUGCAAAAAAAAAAAACUGAAAAACUACCAUUCCACAGUUUGCGAUUGUAAUUAAAGUAGCGACGAGUUCGCAAAAGUUCCUUUUUCUUCAUUAAACGGUUGACUGAAUUUCAGACAGUCGUUGUGGCGAAGUAAGAUUUGUAUUUUUGAAAAUGCAUUGUUUAUAUAUGAACGCCGCGAGUUUCAAACCCAUAGAUGUAUUCGUCAUACGGAGGUCAAUUGUAAUUUGAAAAUCUAAA